GUGUCAUCCUUUUUUUUUAGGGAAAGGGUCCGCAUCCCACCUCAACAUGUCACGACGAAGCCAGCGCCUCACGCGUUACUCCCAGGGCGAUGAUGACGGCGGCAGCAGCAGCAGCGGAGGGAGCUCAGUGGCUGGGAGCCAGAGCACCCUGUUUAAGGACAGCCCUCUGAGGUCCUUGAAGAGGAAGUCCAGCAACAUGAAGCGCAUGUCCCCAGCACCGCAGCUGGGCCCCUCCUCUGACACGCACACCUCCUACUACAGCGAGUCCGUGGUCCGGGAAUCCUACAUAGGCAGCCCCCGGGCCGCGUCCCUCGCCAGGAGCGCCCUCCUCGACGACCACCUGCACAGUGAACCCUACUGGGGUGAGGACCUGCGUGUACGGAGGAGGAGGGGCACCGGUGGCACGGAGAGCAGCAAGGCCAACGGGCUGGCGGAGAGCAAGGCCACCGAGGACUUCCUGGGUUCCUCUUCCGGCUACUCUUCCGAGGACGACUUCGCAGGCUACUCAGACAUGGACCAGCAUAGUUCAGGGUCAAGUUUAGGGAACGUGGUCUCUCGGGCAGGCUCCUUUGUCUGGACGGUGGUCACUUUUCCAGGCCGGCUCUUCAGGCUUCUCUACUGGUGGGUUGGCACCACCUGGUACCGCCUGACGACAGCAGCCUCGCUCCUGGAUGUCUUUGUUUUAACCAGGCGUUUCUCGUCCCUCAGGACCUUCCUCUGGUUCCUCCUGCUGCUGCUGCUCCUGACAGGCCUGACCUACGGUGCAUGGUACUUCUACCCCUUUGGGCUGCAGACAUUGCACCCCGCUGUGGUCUCCUGGUGGGCGGCAAGGGACAGCAGGAGGCAGCCCGCGGUGUGGGACUCCAGAGAAACGGCCCCGCAUUUCCAGGCCGAGCAGCGCAUCCUGUCGCAAGUGCACUCCUUAGAGCGGCGCCUGGAGGCGCUGGCUGCUGAGUUUUCCUCCAACUGGCAAAAGGAGUCCAUUCGGCUAGAGCGCCUGGAGCUGCGGCAGGGGUCCACUGGCCAGGGCGGUGGCAGUGGCCUGAGCCACGAGGACACCCUGGCACUCCUGGAGGGGCUGGUGAGCCGCCGGGAGGCUGCCCUGAAGGAGGACUUCCGCAGGGAUACCGCCACUCGCAUCCAGGAAGAACUGGCCACCGUGAGGGCGGAACAUCACCACGACUCAGAGGACCUCUUCAAGAAGAUCGUCCAGGCCUCCCAGGAGUCCGAGGCUCGCCUCCAGCAGCUGAAGUCAGAGUGGCAAAGGAUGACCCAGGAGGCCAUCUGGGAGAACUCUGUGCAGGAGCUGGGGCGGCUGGAGGCCCAGCUAACCAGCCUGCGGCAGGAACUGGCAGCUCUGAGCCUGAAGCAGAGUGCAGUGGAGGAUGAAGUGGGGCUGCUGCCCCAGAAGAUCCAGGCCAUGCGGGAGGAUGUGGAAUCUCAGUUCCCUGCCUGGGUCAGUCACUUCCUUCUCCAUGGUGGGGGCACUCGGGCAGGGCUCCUCCAGAGAGAGGAGGUGCAAGCUCAGCUGCAGGAACUGGAGAGCAAGAUCCUCACCCACGUGACAGAGAUGCAGGGCAAGUCAGCUCGGGAGGCCGCGGCCUUGCUGGGACGGACGCUGCAGAAGGAAGGUGUGGUCGGGGUGACCGAGGAGCAGGUGCAGCGGAUCGUAAAGCAGGCCCUGCAGCGCUACAGCGAGGACCGCAUUGGGAUGGUGGACUACGCCCUGGAGUCGGGAGGGGCUAGCGUUAUCAGUACCCGGUGUUCAGAGACCUAUGAGACAAAAACGGCCCUGCUCAGCCUCUUCGGCAUCCCGCUGUGGUACCACUCUCAGUCGCCCCGGGUCAUUCUCCAGCCAGACGUGCACCCAGGCAACUGCUGGGCCUUCCAGGGGCCCCAGGGGUUCGCUGUGGUCCGCCUCUCUGCCCGCAUCCGCCCCACGGCCGUCACCUUAGAGCAUGUGCCCAAGGCCCUGUCGCCCAAUAGCACCAUCUCCAGUGCCCCCAAGGACUUUUCCAUCUUCGGCUUUGAUGAAGACCUUCAGCAAGAGGGCACGCUGCUUGGCACAUUCACUUACGACCAGGAUGGGGAGCCCAUUCAGACCUUCUACUUCCAGACCCCUAAGAUGGCGGAUUACCACGUGGUGGAACUGCGGAUCCUGACCAACUGGGGCCACCCUGAGUACACCUGCAUCUACCGCUUCAGGGUGCACGGGGAGCCUGCCCACUAGCCCCAGCCUCUGUGCCUGCUGCCAGCCAGGGGGCGCACCCUUCUCCGCACAUGCCCUGCUCCAGGAUGGGUGCAGAGCACCCUGCCACUGCCCCCACAUGCUUGGCCGGCGCUGACUUCCCAGAGCAAGAAAGAAGAGCCCUGGCCCCAGGGAGAGAAGGAAAGCGCUGGAGUCCCCUUCACCCUUUUCCUCUGAGCUGGGCCGUCGGGGUGUGCAAAUGUACCAUACCGUGGGGGGACUGGGAGGCAGGAGGCGAGGCGCCUGCCCUGGCCCAGGUGGAAGUGUGGAUGAAGCAGGUACCAAGGCCGGUGGGCAGAACCUGGGCCCAGGGAGGUGCGAGGUGCCCACAUCAGUCAGGGAAGCACAGCCUUGAAGGAGCGCUCAGCAGGAGAAUCUGCAAGGCUGGUGACAGUGACCUGGGGAAGCCAGGACCCCCAAGGGUCUCUAGAAGCUGUUUGUCCGGGGUAGCGAGGCUGCCUAUGCCAGCCUGUAGGACUCCUUGUGCUUUUCCUCUCCUGAUGCCAGGGUGAGGCCUGCCCUGCAUCAUUUCUGCAGUGGGCCUGCCUGUGCCCUAGAGCAAGCUUCACACAUUCCCCAGCCUGCAGGGUGCCCAGGCCUGUCUAGGGGCCACUAGCUAGAAUGGGGGAGCAGGGGAUUUCUGGGCUCUCCUGAUCCGUGACAAUAUCAGUGCCAUUCAGGGUGUUGGGUGGAGGGAGGGCUGUCUGUACUAGCCCGCUGCCCCCUAAGCAGGCCUGGAGAGGGCCCUUUCUCAGGCUGCCCUUGGGCUCUUGGCUCCCCUUCAGACUCUCUCCUUUCUGGCUCCUCUGUGGGGGCUGGGAGGGAGGCGGAGAAGGGGCUUUUAGAGCCACAGGCCCUGCUGUAUUAUGUAUAUAUUUUUCAAGGUCUGUUUUUUAACUGAAAAGCUAAGGGCUUGAUUCUUAGCCCCGUUCUGUGGGGCACUGGGUGGUUCUCAGUUCCUUGGUCUUGGCCUGUGGGGAGCAGGCAUGAGGGGCUGUGGGCAGGCAGGGGCCCUGUUACAGGACCAGGCCCUGCUCAGCUCUGCCCCGAGACAACCAGGUCUGAUUUGGCGCUCUUCUGUCGCAAAUGCUGCACUGUUGGUUCUUAAUUUUUUUUUUUAAUCUCCAGAUUCUAAUUUAUGGCUAUGCAAAAAAUAAAGGAUGCCCAGGAAGAGUGGAAUGUGGUUUUUAU
Molecule: messenger RNA, 3439 nt
Organism: Fukomys damarensis (Damara mole-rat)
Lineage: Eukaryota; Metazoa; Chordata; Mammalia; Rodentia; Bathyergidae
Gene: Sun2
Product: Sad1 and UNC84 domain containing 2
Exons: 17
Coding region: 47-2230 (727 amino acids)
Biological process (GO): nuclear envelope organization
Cellular component (GO): meiotic nuclear membrane microtubule tethering complex; nuclear envelope
Molecular function (GO): protein-membrane adaptor activity
Source: RefSeq, a predicted model, not a curated record